AUGGAAAUAUUACAAAGAAGUUACUCAUCAACAGAAAGAGAAGAUCCUUCGAUUAUAAAUGAACUAUACGAAUUGGUUUUUCAUAAUCAACCGGAGGAACUCAAAUUUUAUUUACAGAGUAAACCAGACAUAAUCUCAUAUAUUUUUACUCACAUUCAUCGAUCGGAUGUCGAACAUUACAGUUUUCUCAUGUUGGCUUCAUUACGUGGGUAUGAUGCAAUCGUAGAUAUUUUACUUCAACAUUGUCCUAAUUGUAUUGAUCAGAUCGCACUGCAAGGACACGUAUACGGUGUUAACGGCGUUUUAAUAAAAAAUGCAACUGCCUUGUGGUGCGCCCUUGAUCGUGGUCAUUUUACAAUUGCAAAGACUUUGAUUGAUUUGGGUAAAGCUAAUGCUGAUGAUGGUACAUCGACUCCAUUUUUGAUUGAAGCCGUUUUCAGAGAACGACUCGACAUUGUUCAAUUUUUAGUUGAAAAUGAUUAUGUUGAUAUCAAUGGAACAGUGACUCGUGAUAGAAAUAAAUAUACGAGCCUCAUCGCAGCUGCUUCCUUAAAUAAUACGCAGAUAUUGACCUAUAUCAUAGAAAAAGGCGCUGAGCUUGAUUAUAGGACGUACGCACACGAUGAUACGGCGCUUACCACUGCUAUUAAACGAGGUCAUUUAGCAUCAGUGAAGUUACUAUGCUCAGCAGGUGCCUCCUGUGGCACAGCCAAUCGUUUUGGGGACACUCCAUUGAUAUUAGCAAUCAAGAACGAUCACGUAGAUAUAGUCGAUACCUUAGUCGAACAUACUCAUGACGACAUAGCUUUCAAUUUUCUUGAACGAAAUGCUGCUUUUUUUAUACUUUCUGACCAUGAUGGUCAACGACAACAACAUGAAUUCAUGAUGCGACUUUUGCAACAAUCAAUACAAAGACGAGAACAAUUUAAUGUACCAAAAACCAUUAUCGAACCUGUUGCUGCUUAUGAUUUUCAUAAAGAAUGUCAAUCUAUUGACGAACUCGACAAGAUCAAACAUGAUAGAGAUCGUCUCUACAUUGAAGCUUUGCUUAUCCAAGAACGUCUUCUUCUGCCUGUGAAGGAUGUGAAAUUAUUUGAGCCUUUACUAACACGAGUCAUUGUACUUGUUGAAAGGAACGAGUUCGAUCGAGCACUUCAUCUAGCACUUCAUACAUUUCAUUUAUAUCAACAGCUAAAAUUAGAAACAAAAAUCCAUCGUUUUGUCUGGAUUUUCUGUAGAAUACUCCAUGCAAACGUUCAUUUUCCAGUUCAUCUUUUUUUGGCAGCAUGCAAUCUUCUCUUUGAACCAUCACAACAAAAGUCAGAUGAUGAGACUCUAAACAAUGCUUUGUAUCUAGCAGUCAUUGCAACAAAGGUUCUCGAACAAGAAGCAAUAGGCAAUAAAGAUCGCGACGCUAUCAUUCGAUGGAUCCAAGAGCUAUGCCGACAACAACGUAUUAUGCCAACUGGACAGACUCUAUUGCAUUUGAGUGUUGAUUCACGAACAAACAACAAUAUCAACUACCGAUCAGAUGACAUCACACCUGCCAUUGUCUUUCCGAAUUUGGCAGUUACAAAGCUCUUUCUUAAAUAUGGAAGACGAUGGAUUGAUGUCGAUGCUACAGAUGGAAUUCGAGGUGAUACUGCUCUACACUUGAUCUCACGCUGUUCAAUACAAGACACCGACAUGCCUUCAGAAGCAAUCGCCAAGUUGCUGAUCAAUGAAGGGGCUCAUGCAGAUUGCAUCAAUAAAUAUGGUGAGACGCCUAUCGAUGUAGCUACUAACAAUCUUAUAAAAAGUCUGUUACGAUUACGACAAAGUCCAUCAUUACUGAAAUGUCGUUGUGCGCGCUUGAUAAUUGACCAGAAAGUACCUUACGAACAAUUAUGGCCAAAGGAAACAUUACUAAAUAAAUUUUUAUUCUUACACGGUGGUUUGAAAUGUGAACAUGCACUUUUAGAAGAUGAUCUGAUGGAACUUUUCGACUGA
Molecule: messenger RNA, 1989 nt
Organism: Rotaria socialis
Lineage: Eukaryota; Metazoa; Rotifera; Eurotatoria; Philodinida; Philodinidae
Source: the annotation of a GenBank genome assembly